CCAUCAUUGGGUAUUGUGUCCCGAAAGUUUCAGAAGCAAAUCUCUUACUAAUGAAAAAAUGGUAUGUGAAUGGUUGUUGAGUUCUUGUCAAGCCUCUAGACUCUCUAUAACUCGAGCAAAUGGCCUCAUCUUUUGACUAGAGAAAGAGCAUAGGUUGGGCUUCAAUUCUGUGCUAAAAUAUCGACAAUUACUUGUGUAUUUGCUAAAAAACAAUGCUUACUUUAAUAAGUUCUUUUUUACCCAUUUUUGUCAGCAUGAGUGCAAGCCAUUGGCUAUUUGAAAAUAGUACGCUUCAAUAUACCUAUGAUUAAUUUUAUUAUACUUAUCAACAACUUCAAAGUGAAAAUGUCGUCCUCUAAUGCAGCCAGACACGGUGAGGAUGCUUUCCAAAACUUUCAAGUCACUUUAAUAUACCUAGCCAAUAAUAGAUGAACAUAGGACAAUGUUCACUGAUACUGACAGAAAAUGAGUAAAAAAAGGACUUAUUAAAGUAAGCAUUGUUCUUUAGCAAAUACACAAGUAAUUAUCGAUAUUUUAGCACAGAAUUGAAGCCCAACCUAUGCUCUUUCUGUAGUCAAAAGAUAAGGCCAUUCACUCGAGUUAUAGAGAGUCUAGAGACUUGACAAGAACUCAACAACCAUUCACAUACCAUUUUUCAUUAGUAAGAGAUUUGCUUCUGAAACUUUCAGGACACAAUACCCAAUGAUGGGGGAAUAUCUUCUGAAAAUUUCAGAAGAAUUCAUUGAACUAUCACUAAGUUAUUAAUCUCUCAAUGGUAUGAUAUAGUUUUUCGGUAUAUCAAUAUUUACACUAAAAUGAUCAUAGUUCAUCAAUAGAUAGAUAAACUUUAAUGAAAUUUUUAGUACAAAUAGCUACUAGGUAGGGCUACAAAAUGAGGGAUUGGCCGACUCAAAAUAUUUUAUCUUUCUCGAGUUAUCAAGUUCACAAUGCAUACCAAUGACAUCCAUUAGAACUCCAUUCUUACUCGAGCCCCUGUGGUGUAGAUGGUGCCGCUGAUCCACAUUCUUUAUGGGCUACCUGCGCACCUAUUUUCAGCCGUUCAGUUCUUGUAUGGACUGAGAUUCGAGGAGGGGAUACUUUUGUCAAGUAGUGUAAUUCUUCAAAAAUUUCAAAAAAAAACAUUUUCUAAUUUUAGGAUCUUUUAUGGGGCAAUAGUGUUUAUUUAAAAGAAGCUAAUGCGAUAAGUGUUGAAUUACGUAAACGUGUUCAAUUUCAAUUUGUUCUUCUAACUAAUACACUCUAUUCCCCAUUACCAACUGAUUUAUAUCCAUCAUUAUCAUUAUCUAAACAUACAAUUGUUGCUAUUGAAGUACAAGAUUUAAAAAAUGGUGCUGUACAUUAUUGGUCAUUAGAAAAAUUUCGAUCUCGUCUGGAAAUCAUGCGUCAUAUAUACAAUUGUGAGCAAAUUUCAAUACCACGUGCAAUUAGUUAUAAUGAUAUGAGCGAUUCAUCAUCGCAACAUAUUGUUAUGAGAAAUGAUUCUCAAAAUUCAAGUUUUGAUGAUGCAACACCAUGUCCAACAAUUAAAGGAAAAUUUGAUUUUUCGACUAAUGCCAGACAACGACUUGAAUUAAUGCGUGAAAUGUAUUCAAAUGCAGCUGAUGUUUCACCAACAUCACCAAAUCGAAGUAUGGACUCGUUGACAACUGAUGAUGUAUCAACAGCUACUAUUCAAGCUGAUCCAUUUUAUGAUCGAUUUCCUUGGUUUCGACCUAUUGGAAGGUGA
Molecule: messenger RNA, 1747 nt
Organism: Rotaria sp. Silwood2
Lineage: Eukaryota; Metazoa; Rotifera; Eurotatoria; Philodinida; Philodinidae
Source: the annotation of a GenBank genome assembly